AUCUUGGCUGUGAGCUCUGGUCUCUAGGAUGCUUACUUCCGCGUCCUGAGGUGUCGCCUGGAGGCGGCCUCCAAGAAGCCUGAGGGGACAGCCCUGAGGCUGCCCCCGCCCCGCCCCCCGCGCCCUCCCCGGCGCAGGCCCCGCCCCGCAGCAGGCCCCCUGCCAGAAAUCUCGCCCUUUCAUGUGUUCACCCUGAGAGUACUGAGCUCCAACCAGAUACUAAGCGCCAGAUGCUUGGGUUAAAGCGGUGAACUUGGUAGACCAGAUAAUUAAGACGCAAGUUACAAUCUAGUGUGGAAAGUGCCGGUGGGGGAGGGGAAGAUAAGGGCACCCGUCCUAGCUUGGGAGGGUCAAGGAAGGUCUCACAGAGGAACACACCUUUCACUCUAGCAGGAAGAAAGGAAAUCGGAGGCAGUGGUUUUUGAUGAUGAAAAGUUCCUAUUGGAUGGCUCCUGGUUCCUCUGAAAAGUAGAGGUCUGCCAUAUCUGCUAGGGGCCAGGAGAAAGAGAAGUUGAGGAAAGUAAAGAAGGUUUGAAUUUAUUUUGAGUAGGAUGGGAGAGUUUACUAAGGAAUAAAUGAUGUAACUAACCACUGGACCACCAGGGAAUUCCCAGGAAGCCUUGCCUGUUUUGAUCACCCAUGUAUCCCAAACACUUAGAAAAGUGCCUAGUGCAUAGCAGGCACUUAAUAAAUGGAAUGCAUAAAUAAAUGUAUUUCAGGUGAUGAUGGAGUUGCCCAUUAGUUGUAGACCGUAAGUUUAUGGUGGCCACCAACUUACCUAUAAGUGUGAUUUUAUCCAAUAAUGCUGACCUCUGCCUUCCUAGAGGGCAGUUCUGGCAGAGGCAGAGUUGGGAUUUUGCCAGGUGGAAAUGAUGAAAGGAGAAUGAAUUGAUAGAUGUUGAUUAGGUGAUGAACCAUGAAGUCUAUCUUGGAGAGGGAGGAAAUAAAGGCAAGAGGGAAAAAAGUGGAAAGAGCAAUGGGCUAGACUCCUGACAAGGUUGAAGAGUUGGCAUUUUAGGACAAGUCUGGAGGUUGAAAUCAGAGGGUGAUGCAAGACAGAAGGCAGAGUGGUUCCUGAUGAUGAUGCUUCAGAUAUGGCCAUAGCUGGAUUGAAGCAGAGGUAAAGGACUCUGAGAUGAAAAGGUCUAGGAAUUGAGAGUCUAGGUCAUUUAAUAGGUUAUCCACACAGAUGUUCGGGUUUCCCAUAGAUUUCCCUCCUUCAAGAUCUCUGGCCUAGGCCCCACCCAGCCCCUUCACCAACCUUCAUAGGAUCUGAGGCUUAAGUUAAAAUUCACAUUUUAACUUAAGCCUCAGAUCCCAAAAGAUCUGGCAUGGCUCUGGGCCCAGAAAACAGAAUGGGCUAGUUAGAGCUAUAAUGGACAUCUCUAUUAUUUUGUUUUGAUACCAGCAUGCAUACACCUUUCUGGAAACAGGAUGUCUAUGUUUUCUGGAGUAACAACCAGACCCCCACUUCUUCGGUCUCAGGCCAUGUGCAGAUAGUGUUCUUCCCUCCAUAUCCUUACUCCAAGGAUGUGUAUGUGACUCAGACCUGCCAGAAGAAGCAUCCUAUUCCCCUGUGUACAGUUCAGUGAGUAGUUCAAUGAUGUAUGCAUGACCAGCUGGAACCCAUAAGCACAAUAUUGUCAUAGCAACACCACAUUUUCAGCUUCACUUGAACUUGCUACCACACAAUACCUAAAAAUAAAGUCAGCACAGAAGACAGAGUCAGGGACUUCCUUGGUGGUCCAGUGGCUAAGACUAUGCGCUCCCAGGGACUUCCCUGAUGGUGCAGUGGUUAAGAAUCUGCCUGCCAAUGCAGGGGACACAGGUUCGAGCCCUGGUCCAGGAAGAUCCCACAUGCCGCAGAGCAACUAAGCCCAUGCGCCACAACGACUGAGCCCACAUGCCACAACUACUGAGGCCCACGUGCCUAGAGCCCAUGCUACACAGCAAGAGAAGCCACCGCAAUGAGAAGCCCACGCACCGCAACGAAGAGUACCCCCCGCUCGCCACAACUAGAGAAAACCCGCGCGCAGCAACAAAGACCCAACGCAGCCAAAAAUUAAUUAAUUAAUUAAUUUUUUAAAGAAAGAUAUUACUUUAAAAAAAAAAAAAAAAAGACUCUGCGCUCCCAAGGCAGGGGGCCCAGAUUCGAUCCCUGGUCAGGGAACUAGAUCCCACACGCAUGCCCCAACUAAGAGUUCGCAUGCCGCAAAGAAAGAUUCCGCAUGCUGCAACGAAGAUCCCGUGUGCUAAGACCUGCCACAGCCUAAGUAAAUAGAUAAAUAAAUUAAUAUUUAAAAAUAAAUAAUCUUUAAAAAAAAAAGAAAAAAAAAGAAAUGAAAACUGAAUCCCAAUGACAUCAAAUUGAAUCCCUGCAUCAAUCCAAUUGCCUGAAGCCAACUCUACCCCUGGAUUGUUCAGAUAUGAGUCAAUACAUUCCCAUUUGUUUAUACCAGAUUUUAAUUUGGAUUAAAUUGGAUUUUAAUUUCUUUUUUUAAAAAUAUUUAUUUAUUUAUUUAUUUUGGCUGCACCGGGUCUUAGUUGUGGCACACAGGAUCUUUAGUUGCAGCAUGCAGGAUCUUUUUAGUUGUGGCAUGCGAACUCUUAGUUGCGGCAUGCAUGCAAGAUCUAGCUCCCCAUAAGGGAUCGAAUCUGGGCCCCCUGCAUUGGGAGCAUGGAGUCUUACCAACUGGACCACCAGGGAAGUCCCUGGAUUUUAAUUUCUGUCACAUACAAAUGAUUCCUCACAAUACAAGGGGUUCUCAAUCCCUAACUCUGCCUGCUGGGAUAUCUACAUAUCUAUUGAUAUAUAGAUAUAAUAAAAAUGAUAAUAGUUAACAUAUGUUAAUUUCUUUGUGUCUCAGUUUCCCCUAUGUGAAAGAAUAUAACAAUACCUACUUCAAAGAGUUGUAAAGAUUCAAUGAGAUAAUAAAUGUUAGAGUAUAAGUUUGUUCCACCACACUGAAACCCAAGAAACAUCACAUUACUUAAUUUUUCUAAAUUAAAUGAAACCUGGUUCGAAACUCUCAUUUACCAGGGUUGGAAGACAUCUAAUAUUAAUCAUGAUUUGGGUUGGGGAAGGAGGCUUUUCCCCUCUUUUUUUUUUUUUUUUUUUUUUUUUUUUGUGGUAUGCGGGCCUCCCUCUGCUGUGGCCUCUCCCGUUGCGGAGCACAGGCUCCGGACGCGCAGGCCCAGCGGCCAUGGCUCACGGGCCCAGCCGCUCCGCGGCAUGUGGGACCUUCCCAGACCGGGGCGCGAACCCGGUUCCCCUGCAUCGGCAGGCGGACGCGCAACCACUGCGCCACCAGGGAAUCCCUUCCCCUCUUUAAUGUGAUAUACAUUGACCAAAAAAAAAAAACCACUUAGGAAAGAAACUUGGGUCUUGAUCCUGUCAUGGUUGCCACUGGGAUGUGCAUUAUCUAAACUCAUACCGUCCAUUCAAAGGCAAAUGGCUCCACAGCAUCUCUACCAAGUAUAUAUAUCAGCAUCUUUUGGUGCAGUUCCCAAGACUAUGUACUAGAUGUUUAGUGCCCUAACUAUUAAAUCAGCUCUCCCCAUCAGAAGUCCUGCUGCCUCCUAAUUGACUUCUGUCACUUAGGGAGCCUAUUGCAACAUCUCUUUUCUCAAGUCCCUGAACCCACUGCUAUCCUUGGGCAACUCCUCUUCUUUCCACCCAGGAUCUCCUCCAUCUUCUCCUUCUGAACAGCACCCAGCUAAAUUAAAUUCUCCUCCCACACAAGAGCCUGGAUAAGGUUGUAGAACAGGUGUAUUGCAACUUUAGUUUGGAACUAGAAAACUCAAAAUCCAUUAACUAUUCCAUGAGACAGGAAACCUAGAAUUCCUGGAAGAGAGGAGAGCAAAGUUACCUUUUUAUCCUACUGAGUGUCUCUUUUGGCAAUGAGUAGCAGAGAGCAACUUGGUAGAUUAUCCUGCCAUAAGUGUAAAUUAGCUAGCACAGAAUUCAGGAUUGCCUUCUCUAUUUCCUAUCAGAACUCAACUUACUUUAUUCAUCCAGAGGUAGGAAACUCAGAUACCAGGCAGGUAAUGCAAAUGACUAAAAAUAGACAAGUGUAAGAAAACAACAAAAUCAUAGGCACAAUAAUAAAGAGCAACUAGCCCUUAGCCUCGGCUUUAACAAAGAGAACAUGGUGAACUGGAAAGCACACGGCCACUAAGGGAGCACCUGCUACUUAGCUCUAAAUGGUCUUUACUGGGUUUCCCUGGUAGCGUAGUGUUUAAGAAUCCACCUGCCAAUGCAGGGGACACAGCUUCGAUCCCUGGUCUGGGAAGAUCCCACAUGCUGCGGAGCAACUAAGCCCAUGUACCACAACUACUGAGCCUGCGCCUAGGGCCCAUGCUCUGCAACAAGAGAAGCCACAGCAAUGAGAAGCCUGCGCACUGCAACGAAGAGUAGCCCCCACUCGCUGCAACUAGAGAAAGCCCACACACAGCAACGAAGACCCAACGUGGCCAAAAAUAAAUAAAUUAAAUAAAUAAAUUUAUUAAUAAAUAAAUAAAUGGUCUUUACUUUGUGGGAAUGACAGCCCUAUGUUGCCAGAUUUUAAGCCAAAAAUAUUAUUAUGUACAAUCUACUAAUCUUAUAAUGUUGACCAUUCAAGUUUAAAAAACAAAACAAAAAACUGCUGGCCACAUUGUCUGGGCCAAAUGUUAUAUAUCAGUAUGUACCUUUAAGCCGUUUUAUGGUUCAGCUGCUACAUAUAUACUGGUAGCUGUCAAAUUUAUAUCUCCCCCACAGACUACCUUCCCAAGCUUCAGAUACAUGUAUCUAUCUGCCUCCUGCCUGACAUUUCCUUGUCACAGGAACCUCAAAUGCAAAUGUCUAAAAUGAAACACAUUGUCCCCUCACCCUAAAUUGGUUACCAGGUUUGUGUUACUUACCUCAGUAAAAUGUCACUAACAUACACACCCAGUUCCCCAAGUCAGAAUCCCUAGAGUUAUUCUCAGCUCCCUCCCUACUCCACCCUAUCCCACUGGUAACUAAGUCUAAUCAAUUAUAACUUUAGAAUUCUACUUGAACCUGUUAUUCUCCAUUCCCACCAUCACUGCCUUGGUUCAGGCCUCAUCUUUCAUUUUGCCUAAACUAAAGCAAAGUUUCCCUAACCAAUCUCUUGCCUCCAAUCUCUUUGCCCUCAAUAUAGCCAGAGUGUUCUUUCCAAGACACAAACUUGAUCUUGCCUCUUCCCUGCUCAAAAAUUUUCAAUUAUUUCCCAUCACCUUCAGGAUAAAUUUCCAACUUCUUAGUCUGGUAUUCAGGGCCCUUUGUGAUCUUGUCUAUCCUACUGCUUCCCCAACCCCCAACUAAUACUACAGCUGCACUGAAACACCUUCAAUUUCCCUAAUGGGACAUGCUUUCUCUGACCCACCACCUUUACACAGGCUGUUUCUACUGCUUGGAUUGUCCUCUCUUCCCUACACUCUCAUUUUCUUGAUUCCUCAAACCAAGCACUGGUCAUCUCUUCUGGGAAGCACUCCCUGACAAGCAACCCCCUUCCCCAAGGUGGUUAGAUGUCCUCCACCCCCCUUAAUACCCUGUACUUAUCUCUAUUUUAAUUGUCUAUUAUUUGACUGUUUCCCUCACUGAAAUGGGACCUACUUUAGCACAGAGACCCUGUCUUACUUCUGCCUCCUCAAGACUGAGCGCAAUACCUGAUCCAUAGUAAUCACUUAAUAAAUAUUCUCUGAAUGACUUAAUGAAUAAAUCUAGUCCAAAUCAUGGUGCCAAUGGAGAAAACUUUCUUGCCCAAGAUUACAUGGCCAAACAGUGACAGAGCUAGAAAAUCCAAGUCUCCUCAACUUCAGCUCAGCGCUCUUUCUACCAGACUAAGCUGGCAGUUGAUGGGGGAUAGGGUGAGAAGAGAGGCAGUGAAUUGUACUGCAAAGGCAGAUAUUGAAGUUUGACCCUAAAAAGAGGAGUUGACAUGAAACAGAGUGGUGGUUUUAGGGAAAAGAGGGGCAAAUUAAAAAAAAAGGGUCAAGCACGUUUGAUUUGUCAUCCUUAAUAUGAAUAUUUGUGAAAAAGGUCUUGGGCAACCUAAAGACAUGAGAUGUAAAAGAGGAAACAGACUCCAUCUAUUAAAGAUGGAAUGAGGCAUACAAUCAGGAGCCUUAAAAGUGAUGGAAGAAAUUUUUGUAUACUGAGAUGUAGGGAAGUCAUUCUGGCUUAUAUAUGAUUUGACUUGAACUUUAUACUAACUACAAGCCUGUCUUGUGGUCUAUCAAACAUACAUUGCACAUCUGCUUUAACCAUUAAAGAAAAGGGUGCAUUGUCCAGAAGCAAAGAAUAUCUGUUAUGAAAUUAGAGAUAAAUGCCUUACUUCCUGGGAUGUCAAUGCUAGUACUCCUUUGACGAUAAGGCUCCCUUCCCAGGCACCAAGGUCAUACUGACUUGCUGUGUACAAGCUAAUCUGUCUUUUUUGAAACGUUGAAGGAAUGUACCCCUGUCAUGUUUGAUGUCCUUUGUUCUGACAAGAUAUAAAGCUGGGCUGGAAACCAGGCUUCUUGGGAGCAGUUCCUCAGAGCUAUCUGAGAGGCUGUCUCCUGGGCUACAGUCUUCAGUGGGCUCAAAUAAAACUCUCCUCUAUUCUAUUCUUGUUAUAGAUUGGUUAUUGAUCAUUUAUGGCAACAAAAGAAAUAAUAUUUUAACAUAGCAUAUAUUAUGUACUACUCUAAGCAUAUAAAUGUUUUCAUUUAACCCUCAAAACAACCCUAUGUGGUAAGUAAUAAUAUUAUCCCCAUUUUACAGAUGAGAUAACUGAGGCACUGAAAGAUAAAGUAGUUUGAGAUUUCACAGGUAGGAAGUGGCAGAGCUAGGAUUUGAAUAAGGUAGUUUGAUGCUAGAAUCCAUGUCCUCAACCACAAUGCCUGAAGAUAAUUCUGACCUUGGUAAUCAAGACAAAAGGGGAGGGCUUCCCUGGUGGCGCAGUGGUUGAGAAUCUGCCUGCCAAUGCAGGGGACAUGGGUUCGAGCCCUGGUCUGGGAAGAGCCCACAUGCUGCGGAGCAACUGAGCCCGUGAGCCACAGCUACUGAGCCUGCGCGUCUGGAGCCUGUGCUCCGCAACAAGAGAGGCCGCGAUAGUGAGAGGCCCGUGCACCGCGAUGAAGAGUGGCCCCCACUUGCCGCAACUAGAGAAAGCCCUUGCGCAGAGACGAAGACCUAACACAGCCAAAAAUAAAAUUAAAUAAAUAAAUAAAUUUAAAGAGUUUUAAAAUAGAUUAAAAAAAAAAGACAAAAGGGGAUCACUAAGCUUUCACUGAAUAAAGUAUGAGUUGUCUGGUGGGCGCAAUUUUGGGGCCCUAAAUUCACAGAGACUGCUGUUAGGUAUGUGGGGGAUGGGAGUUCUUUGUUCUGUGAUGCAGUGAUGACCUCAGGGUAAACUGCCACUAGGCUGAGGAAAAUGGAAUGGCUGCCAGAGGGCCUGCUUGGGGCUGAGGGGAACACAGGGCUUCUCUGGGGCCAGUUGACCCAUGCCCUGGCCUGCAGACACUGUGGCAGCAACUGCCUUCUGAGUCCAGGGAACCUGGUAAUACUAUUCUUGUUCGUGGUUUGGCAGAUCCAGAGGUGGUGGCAGCUUGGGAGACGGCGACAGCUUCAGCCCUGGUACUCUGGGGACAAGAUGCAAGGCAAGGGCCUACCACUUCUGUACCGCGUGGCUUUCCUUGAUCGCCUGUGGAAGCAGAAGUCAGGGGAGGAAGAAGAGGAGGAGGAGGAAGAGGAGGUAUCUCUGGAUCCACUGAAGCCAUGUUCUCUUCCCAAAGAAGCUCCUAUUGGAGAACAAGCCACCACAGCCCCAUCCCAGCCAUCCUGUGAUUCUGAGGGCCUCCACAAGGCCACAGGGACACUAGAGCAAGUACUCACGCAGACCCCAAACCCUUCCAGAUCCUUCCCCACCUUUCAGAUCUUGACCAACCUGCCUGUGAGGCACAAGACAGAAUCAGGGAGCCACCUACAGCAGAGAAAAAGCCAGCUCUUCUGGGGUCUUCCCUCUCUGCACAGUGAGUCUUUGGAGGCCAUCUUCCUGAGCUCAGGUGGCCUCUCUCCCCUGAAGUUGUCUGUCAGUCCUUCUGUCUUCUUUAACAAGUUUGCCUUUCUGCCUAGAACCCCAGUAUUGCUGCUUCCCCAGUAUUGCUCCCCAACCCCACUUCCUACACAUGAAGUCCAUACUACAGAAGAUCUGGAAGGAAUAGCCUCUGACCCUCAGCAACUUUCCUCCCCAUCUUCCCCUCCUGUCCCAUCACUUCCCCUCCAUCUUAAAUCCUUUCCCAUGGACCAUAAGAGAGUCCUAUCUGGCACUGAGGCAAAUACACAGUGGCUUACACAGCAGAGAGAGGUCCCUUGGGUCUCUGAGGAUCAAGCCCUGCACCCACAGCCUAACCUCCAAAGAACCAGGUCCUCCAAACUCUUCCAUUCAUCUGAGGUCUGGUGGAAGGUGCCAUGGGAUCCUGGCCUCCAACAACACAUUCCAGACUCACUCUGUGCCUCCCUAGCAGAAAAUCCCGCUAGCCUUCCGGGAGCCCUAACUAGGUCUGAGGCCCCAUGGAGGACCAUGGGGCAAAAUGAGGACCCCAAAACCCCUGAGCCAGCAGCGCCAGCUCCCAGCCUAACCCCAGCUUCUCUGCCAGAAUGCCAGGGAGUCAGCCCUAUAGGAGGCCUCUCUGGACCUGAGGCCCUCUGGGAAACCACAAGGCAAAGAGAGAAUCCUCAGAUCUCUGAGUCUCCGACCUCAGUCCCUUGCCAAUCUGUAGCCCCCGUGACAGAGCCUCAAGGAACCAGUACCCUGGAAGUUCCACCUGUAUAUGAGACUCAGUGGGGAACCACAGGACAUAAAGAGAGUACUCAAGCCUUUCAGCCCCCAACGCCAGCCCCCUGCCCUCCCCCACAUCCCCUGCCAGAACUCCAGGGAGGCAGUCCCCUGGGAAAUCCAUCUGGAUAUGAGCCCCAGUGGAGAUGCAGAGAAAAUUCAACAAACCUUUGGGCCUUUGAGCCCCCAGCCUUGGACGUCGACCCAGGACUCCAUGGAACCAUGCCUGCAUGUGUCCCAUCAGGAUCUGAGACUCCGUGGAAGGGCACGCAGAGUAGAGAAAAUCUUUGGGUCUCUGCAGACCCAGUUUCAUCUCCCAGCCUUCCCUCAGCCUCUCUGCUGGAGUCCCUGGGAACGUGUGCCCAGGCAGUCUUGUCUGAGUCCAAAGCUUUGUGGGAGGCCAUGAGGCAGACAGACAACCUCUGGACCUCAGAAUCUCCAGGCCCUGGCCACAGCCCAUCUCUAGCUCCUAUUCUAGAACCUCACAGAAUCAAUCCUGUGGGAGGGCUCACUGGGUCAGAAACUGCAUGGAAGGACACUGAUCAUUCCCGGAAUUCCUGGGCUUUUGAAUCACCAUCUCUGGCCUUCAGCCCACCCGCAGUUCUUGUACUGGAUUCCCUCAGAGCUAGCCCUACGGGGGUCCUGUUUGAUUCUGAAGCUACAUGUGGGGACAUAGAAAGGAGAAAGAACUCCUGGGCCUCUGAACUCCCGGCUUGCAGCUUACCCCAAGACCCACGUGGAGCCAACCCCUUGGGAGUCCAGUCUGACUCUGAGCCUACUGGGGGGGACAUGGAGCAGAAAGAAACCUGUUGUGUUCCUGUGUCCCCAUUGUGGGGUCCCAGCCCAUGCCCAAACUCUAUGUCAAAGUCUCACACAAGUGAGCCUAUUGGAGACCAAUGCAAUUGUAAACCUGAGGGGGAAACAGUGGAGCAGAGAGAGAACUGCUGGACCAUUGAACUCCCAGCCCCAACCCCCAGGUCACUCUCUGCUCCUCUACCAGAUCCACACAUUGACCUUGAGUUUGUGUGGAGGAAUGUGCAACAAAGAGGGAUCCCCCAGGACUCCAGCCUUCCAGCAGUGGAUACCCUCCAGCCAAUACCCUGGCCUCCCACCCAAGCUGAAGCUCUGAAGAUUAAGUCCAACCAGCCUGGCCUACCCAAGGAAGAGCUGUUCCCAGGGGCUAAGGCAGAGACUCCAUCCUCCCAGGGUGAGGCUAUCCCAAAGGUGCCCACCCACUCUGAGAUCCAGGCCUGGCACUGGAGUAAAGAGUUGGAACUCAGGCUGAAGAAACUAAAGCAGAGCCCUGCUUCCAGAUCUCUUGGCCCAAGUCAAUCAUUUGGCAGCUCCCCUGCCCUGAGCUCCACAACUCAAGCCACCCGGAGACUCUCUUCUUGCCCACCACAGCAGAUUCAUCCCCUCAGUCUAUGCCCCAACUCUUCAAGCUGUCAUCCCCCCAAACCUCAGAGCACAGUAACUCAGCCUGUCCAGGUCCCCCAUUGUUAUCACUCCCACUCCUCUAUCCAACCUCAGCUAUGGAAGUCUGGAAGGGCAGAACAAGGGUCUCAGAAAGAGCAAAGAAUGAAUGCAAAGAUGGUGUCCCAGAUCUCAUCCCAGGGGUCAUGUGUUCACUGCCCAGGCCUGGAAGAGCCCUCAUACCCUGAGGUUCCAGCCUCAGGCAAGAGACAGGACAAGGCUUCAGCCCUAUCUUCAGCCAAAAUGAGAGAGAGCCCCAGGAAACCCAAAGAAGGAGACCACGGAGAAGGGGAUGCAAAAUUGGGGUCAAUAACAACAGGGAAAAGCCACCUAGCCCAGGCCAAAGUAGCAGAGGUCCCUGUAAGCAGACUUUCGCAAAGAUCUCAGCACAGGGACCAGAGCUCUCGACACACUGCUCUCUCCCCGCAGCCUCACUCCAAGGCUUCAGGUUCCCAAGAUCAGAGAGGGGCAAGGCUGGGAACUGGUGACAUCCUGGCCCCUUGGCACUGUAAGCACUGCCCUUGGGCCCAGAAGUGUCUUUCUUCCCCCACACCUCAGGCUCCCCUUACCAGGGGUCUCCAAAGGAUGUUAGCCAAAUUUCUGGGUACCCAUGGACCCCUGCCCACCAAAUCCAGUCAGCAGAGAAAAGGCUGGUAGUACUGGCACCCAAUAUAAGUACUCCAAGACCUGAAGCCAAACCAGUUGGGGGGUGGAGACACAAAGGAAAUCCUAAUAAACUAGCUGAACUAGACAUCCCACUCAUGUCUUUUUUGGAGUCUGGUGUACUGGGAAUGACGGUUCCCUGCUCUGCUGCAGCUGUAUCUCCUCAGGAUCAGGUCCCAGAAGUAGAGAGCUCAGGAUUCUAUAGGCUUAACUUUCAUUUCAGGCUGUUCACAGAUGAUCAACCUGGAGUCUACAACCUGGAGUCCUCUACAGGGUGAAGCUGUUAAGGCCAGGGGAGCACAGACCAAUGCUGCCCUUGAAAAAAAACUUCACAGCAAGUCAACAGAAGAAAAAUAUAUCCAUUCACACGAGCACAACUGGUCUGGGUCUAGGCAGCUGCUCUUGGUCCUGGGUAUGGUCCCCUUCUUCACACACUUGAUACACAAGUUCCCCACGUAUGUUUCUAGCCAAUUCUUGUCAGCCCUCUGCUCUUUUCUCUCUCUAGUUUAGCUCAUGCAUCCCCAAGGCCACAAAAACAAGUCCCUUUUCAUAUGUUUAGCGAUCGCUGGAUUUCUUCUAUAAUUGCCUGUUCAUAUAGUAUACCCAUUUUUCUACUGCACUGUUUGCUGGGUAUUUUAUUACUUUUCUACUGCUGCCAUAACAAAUUAUCACAAAACAACAUAAAUUAAUUUUAUUAGAAGUCUGAUAUAUGUCUCACAGGGCUAAAAUCAAGAGGUUGGCAGGGCCGCACUGGGUAGGAUUCAUUCCUGGUCUUUCCCAGCUUCUAGAAGCUGCCCACAUUCCUUGGCUAUUAGCCCUCCUCCUCCAUCUUCAAAGCUAGCAAAGGCAAGUCACGUUCUUCUCAUAUCACAUCACUUUUUCCUCCCUCUCCCACUUUUCCGGACACUUUUAAUUACAUUGGACCCACCUCAAUAAUCCAAGAUACUCUUCCUAUCUUAAAGUAAGUUGGCUAGCAACCUUAAUUCCAUCCGCAACUUUAAUUCCCUUUUGCCAUGUAGCACAAUAUAUUCACAGGUGCCAAGGAUUAGUAUGUGGGCAUUGGUGGGGGAGUUUGGGAAUGGCAUUAUCCUGUCUGUCACAGAUAUCAACUCAACCUGUUACAUAUGCUGCAAAUAAUUUCUCCCAAUCUGUAGCUUAUUUUCUAAUUUUAAAGCGAUUUUACCAUGCCAAAGUUUAAAUCUACCAACGUGUUCCCUUAUGGAUUCUAAAACACUUUCUUCUAGCACCCUCAUGGAUGUUUGUUUAUUUAUUUUUGGCCGUGCCGUGCAGCAUGUGGGAUUUUAGCUCCCCAACCAGGGAUUGAACCCGUGCCCCCUGCAGUGGAAGGGCAGAGCACUAACCACUGGAUCACCAGGGAAUUCCCAUAGAUGUUAUGUUUAGAUUGUUAAUCUAUUUUUGAGUAUAGUAUGAGGAGAGAAUCUAACUCCCCCAACCCCCCAAAAAGAUAUCCAAUUUUACCAAUACCACUAAAAACAUAAUGUCUUGAACCCAUUCCAUUAAGCGCCAUAUUUCAAAACAUGGGUCAUUUCUUAACCAUCUCUAGGCUUCAGGAUCCACCUAUCUAACCACCUACUAGUAUCGUCUCAUAUACAACCUGUCUAAA
Molecule: messenger RNA, 12582 nt
Organism: Physeter macrocephalus (sperm whale)
Lineage: Eukaryota; Metazoa; Chordata; Mammalia; Artiodactyla; Physeteridae
Gene: SPATA31G1
Product: SPATA31 subfamily G member 1
Exons: 2
Coding region: 7419-10952 (1177 amino acids)
Source: RefSeq, a predicted model, not a curated record